Molecule: messenger RNA, 387 nt
Organism: Nerophis lumbriciformis (worm pipefish)
Lineage: Eukaryota; Metazoa; Chordata; Actinopteri; Syngnathiformes; Syngnathidae
Source: RefSeq, a predicted model, not a curated record
AUGUCUGGACGUGGCAAAACAAGCGGCAAGAUGAAGGCGAAACCGAAGACUCGUUCUUCCCGAGCCGGGCUUCAAUUCCCGGUGGGACGUGUCCACAGGCUGCUCCGCAAGGGGAACUACGGCGAGCGCAUCGGUGCCGGAGCCCCGGUCUACUUGGCGGCUGUUCUUGAGUAUCUCACCGCCGAAAUUCUGGAGUUGGCUGGCAACGCGGCCCGCGACAACAAGAAGACCAGAAUUAUCCCCCGUCACUUGCAGUUGGCGGUCCGCAACGACGAAGAACUCAACAAGCUUCUGGGCGGUGUCACUAUCGCUCAGGGUGGCGUGUUGCCGAACAUCCAGGCCGUUUUGCUGCCCAAGAAGACCGAGAAGGUUAAGCAGUCCAAGUAA